Callorhinus ursinus (northern fur seal) is the source of this 1552-nucleotide messenger RNA. The record is from RefSeq and is a predicted model, not a curated record. NCBI's taxonomy places the organism in Eukaryota, Metazoa, Chordata, Mammalia, Carnivora, Otariidae.
AUGGGGGCCCAGGGCCUCAGCUUCCCGCCUUGCAACACAAACAGAGAACUCGGGCUUCCGGAAGGGAUUGCAGCUAUCACGGGUGGUCCUGCUGUCUUCACGGACUUCAGGGCCAACGGCAAGCCCUGCCACGCCCCCCGCGCUGAGGGGCCUUCCAUCGCACACCCCAUCCUCGCUCCCUGGCCCCUUUUCACGCAGGCGGACCCCGGCCUCCACGCUGAGCGGCACGUUGUGACCAGCUCCCUCCGCAGCAUCACGGACACCCUCAGUGUCUGGAAUGCGCCGGCAUGUUGCAACUCCCUCCAAACACAGCACUUCCUGCCGGGGCCGCCUGCAGCACCGAAGCUGGGGGGGGGGGUCCCUCAGGAUGGAGAAGGAGGUCCACAGGACACGUCCGGCCACAGCCGUGGCUUCCAUGAGCUCGCUCCCGCCGCCGUGUCUGCCACCGUCGAACAGGAGUUUGAGGAGUUGGAUGCUCAGAAUCGCUGGCAACAGCUGUACUUGGAAAUUCGCAAUGAGUCCCAUGACUAUCCUCAUAGAGUGACCAAGUUUCCAGAAAACAGAAAUCGAAACAGAUACAGAGAUGUAAGCCCAUAUGAUCGCAGUCGUGCUCAGCUGCAAAAUGCUGAAAAUGAUUAUAUAAAUGCCAGUUUAGUUGAUACAGAAGAGGCGCAGAGGAGUUACAUCUUAACACAGGGCCCACUUCCUAAUACAGGUUGCCAUUUCUGGCUCAUGGUUUGGCAGCAAAAAACCAAAGCAGUUGUCAUGCUAAACCGAGUUGUGGAGAAGGAAUCGGUUAAAUGUGCACAGCACUGGCCAACAAAAGGUGAUCGAGAGAUGCUGUUUAAAGAAACAGGAUUCAGGGUGACGUUCUUGUCAGCAGAUGUGAAGUCAUAUGAUACAGUACAUCUACUGCAGUUAGAAAAUAUCACUAGUGGUGAAACCAGAACAAUAUCUCACUUUCAUUAUACUACCUGGCCAGAUUUUGGAGUCCCUGAAUCACCAGCUUCAUUUCUCAAUUUCUUAUUCAAAGUGAGAGAGUCUGGUUCCUUGAAUCCUGAACACGGGCCUGCAGUGAUCCACCGUAGUGCAGGCAUUGGGCGGUCAGGCGCCUUUUCUCUAGUAGAUACCUGUCUUGUUCUGAUGGAAAAAGGAGAUGAUAUUAACAUUAAACAACCGUUACUGAGUAUGAGGAAAUAUCGAAUGGGACUUAUUCAGACACCAGAUCAACUCAGAUUUUCAUAUAUGACUAUAAUAGAAGGAGGAAAAUUUAUAAAGGGAGAUUCAAAUAUACAGAAACGGUGGAAAGAACUUUCUAAGGAAGACUUAUGCCCUGCUUUUGAUCAUUCACCAACCAAAAUAAUGACUGAAAAAUACAAUGGUAAUAGGACAGGCCUAGAAGAAGAAAAACUGACAGGUGACAGAUAUACAGGACUAUGCUCUAAAAUGCAGGGUACUACGGAAGAGAACAGCGAAAGUGUCUACGGAAACGAAUUCGAGACGACAGAAAGGCUGACACGGCUCAGAAGGUCUUUGUGCUGACCUUGCCGGU